Messenger RNA from Monopterus albus (swamp eel), 4305 nucleotides. It is a transcript of the gene ptpn1, whose product is annotated as protein tyrosine phosphatase non-receptor type 1. Gene Ontology annotation, molecular function: non-membrane spanning protein tyrosine phosphatase activity; protein kinase binding. Gene Ontology annotation, biological process: negative regulation of PERK-mediated unfolded protein response; negative regulation of ERK1 and ERK2 cascade; peptidyl-tyrosine dephosphorylation. Gene Ontology annotation, cellular component: cytoplasm; early endosome; endoplasmic reticulum. The record is from RefSeq and is a predicted model, not a curated record. The transcript is spliced from 9 exons. Bases 472 to 1758 code for a protein of 428 amino acids. NCBI's taxonomy places the organism in Eukaryota, Metazoa, Chordata, Actinopteri, Synbranchiformes, Synbranchidae.
UAAAUUCGUACAUUGUACGUCAUUUAAUAAAGAAUAACAUAAAACAAGAUGCCUUCCGCGCGUCCUCGCUGCUCUCUCUCUCUCUUUGCCGCUGCCGUAGGAGCGAUAAAGUGAUUAUCUCAUACCGACAAAGUUACAUAUCCUGGUCAGAAAAUGACACAUUCAAGCCGCUUUACACAGAACUCAAUACUAUAUCUUUGCAAACACACUGAGCUGGUUUUCACCGGCCGAGGACGGACGCAGCUCCUCGGAGGAGGAGGAGCCAACGGCGUGUUUCCGCUCCGAGCAGGCCGACAGAGGUAACACGGCGAUCGGUGCAGCCCUGCUGAGAAUUACUGAACAGUGGCGGAACAGUCGUCUCAUACCGAGGGACGGUGUCAGAGUACACAUCAUUUAAUCACCGGGGAUCCGUGGGUUUCCCUAUCAGUGCAACAAGAAGACGAAGAAAGGGUGGCAGCUGGACUGUCAGCAAUGGAAGCCGAGUUUCGGGAAAUCGAUGAAAACGGGCGCUGGAACGCCAUUUACCAGGAGAUCCGCCAGCAGUCCUGUGAACUCCCUUGCAAAGUUGCCAAAUCACCAGAAAACAAGACUCGGAAUCGUUACAGAGACGUUAGCCCAUUUGACCACAGCAGAAUCCACCUGCAGCUGGGUACGAAUGACUACAUCAACGCCAGCCUAAUCACAGUAGAGGAGGCAAAGAGGAACUACAUCCUUACUCAGGGACCCCUUCCAAAUACAUGUGGCCACUUCUGGGAAAUGGUGUGGGAGCAGAGGAACCGCGGUGUCGUGAUGCUAUCUGUUAAAUGUGCCCAGUACUGGCCGCCCAGAGAGGAGAAAGAUGCCAUCUUUGAGGAUAGCAAUUUCAAGCUUACCCUCAUAUCAGAAGACAUCAAGUCUUACUACACAGUUCGUCAGCUCGAGUUGGAAAAUCUGUCUACCCAAGAGACUCGUGAGAUUUUACACUUUCACUACACCACCUGGCCUGACUUUGGCGUACCAGAGUCCCCUGCCUCCUUCCUUAACUUCCUGUUCAAGGUGCGAGAGUCGGGUUGUCUGAAUUUGGACCAGGGACCAGUGGUGGUGCACUGCAGUGCUGGCAUCGGCCGCUCUGGGACCUUCUGCCUUGUCGACACCUGCCUCUUACUGAUGUCCAUCCGUAAGGACCCGUCUUCAGUGCGUAUUCGUGAUGUGCUGCUGGAGAUGCGGCGCUAUCGAAUGGGUUUGAUUCAGACAGCAGAUCAGCUUCGCUUCUCCUACCUUGCUGUCAUUGAAGGUGCCAAGUACAUCAAGGGAGACACAUCUGUGCAGGAGUCAUGGAAAGAGCUCUCAAAUGAGGAAGAUGAUCCUCCAGAGUUCACCCCUCCUCCUCCUCUUCCUCCUCCCAGAGACCCUCACAACGGCAAAGUUGAGCCAUCGUUCUUCCCUGAAAAUGAUGAGAUCAUCUGUAACAUGCAGAGCCGCAGUCUGGGGUCCUCACAAGAGAGAGCAUUGCGACAGAGGAACAUCGCUGCCCCCCAGCCUCCUCCUGAUGGUGCUGACCAGCUGGACGGCCACAUGGGAGAGCUAACGUCCAAACCCCAGCAGCAGCAGCAGCAGGAGCAGCACGAGGCCCAGGGGCAGGAGGCGUCUGAGGCAGUGGAGCAACCAAAAGAAAGCUCUCCUGUGCCGGGGACUUGGUCCCCUCUUCUAACCAAAGUGUGCCUGUGCACUGCGCUGGCUCUCAGUGCUUACGCCUGUUAUCGAGCCUGUUUCCACUGAUGUCUGACCUGUCUUCGUCUGCCUGUUUGUUGCCCCCCAUCUUUCCACUGAUAUUGCAAAGUGGACUAUGCUGGCAAAUCGGCCUGCUUUGACUCUGGGUUUACUCUGCGAGCGAGUGGAUUAUUUGGACUUCAGAUUCAAGUUCUUUCGUUUAAUAUUACAAAUGCAGUGCGAGGGGUUGGCCGGCUGCCACUCCUUGAUACCCUUCCAAACCUUCGUUCACUCUGUCAUCUCGAAUGCUCAGGGCCUCAGUUUUUCAGGUGUCACAUCCCAAAUACGCAUGCUGACUUCAACAAUGACUCAACACAGUGUAUUAUGUAUCAGUGUCAGUAGAGGAAAGGGGUUUGUUUUAGCUUGUCUGUUCUGUGAACCAGGAUGAAUGACUUGUCAGCCAAUUAUACGCGUCUCCUCUCUCUCUAAUUUUUUUUUUUUUUUUACCAAAUGACACUUGUAUGUGUUCUUCCAUUUCAUUCUGUACUUCACAUUUCUCUUGAUUACACCAAUGGAUCAGAAAUCGAAGAGCCAGAUUUUUGACCAGCCUGUCCAAAAACAUGCCAGUAAAGAAGAAACUUUUUUAUAUUUGAAUUUUUAUUCUUUUGUCAAUAUUCCAACAAUAAAGUUAAGUGUGUGAAAGUAAGAGGGAAGCAACCCUGUGCCCACCAGAUAGGAGAUGUGUACCGGGGUGGGUUGUUAUCUGUCCUCACUCGCGGCCUGUGUUUGGCUGCAUGAGUGCAUACAGUAUGUGUGUAUAUACAUUUUGCGUGAGUUGUGCUUAUUGGAGCUUUUUACUGAUGCUUGAGUUAAAUCUACUCAGUGAGAAAUAGUAAUAUAACAUUUCCAGUACAUCAGAUGUGAGAUAUGUAGAGUGGGUUGCCUCGUGAUGACUGAUUCCCCCGGCGUUUUCUGUCCCUGGUAGCUCAGCAGUGGCACUGAGAAAAACAAUAUGGUGCUCAGACAUCUUGUUCUCAACAUCCUUGGCAUUCUCAAAUUGACAUUGGAAACAUUUUGGGACUUUUUUAAGGUUCUACACACAGGACUUUAUUUACCUUUUGGGAGAAAAAAGUUUCAGUCACAUGGAUAAAAAUGUGUUGAGGCCUUUCAUGGCUCAAGAGAAUGUGUAACAUAACGUGAAUGCAGCUGGUACAUGUUGUAAAGUCUGUGUGUCAGUCAGCGGUGUUAUGCACAACAAUCCCACCUUAAAGAAAUGAGACAUAACACCCAACCUUUUCCGCCAGCAAUAUAAAUACUUCAUCAAACUCCGAGUUUGAACAGGGAAGCAGGGAUUUUGAACAAACCAAAAAUCAAACACCAGCACAGGGAUGAAAACCUUACACUGUAGUGAUGAUCCAUUGUGUCAUAGUGUGGCCAUGAGCCAGCAAUAUUUUUUUAUAGUUAAGCUGCUAGCGUUCAGUUUACCUUUGACUCAACAAAGUUCAGCACUUGAGUCUGACAGCUGUACCUUUCUUUAGAAUGUAUAAAUGUCCUAUCCAAGGACACAUCCUUAUUUUUUAGAUAUAUAUUUUUUUCAAAUCAUGUUUCAGUAUGCUGUUGUUUUUGUUUUUUGUUUUUUCCAGCUUUAGCAAGGGAUUCAGUCUCAGCACCUGUGCUGCCAUUGCACCAGGUUUCCCUGUUUUUCAAAAACAUGUAUUUUUAAACAUUUUUACCUUUUGUUGUUUUCCCUUUUAAAUAAAAGCAGGUCUACUGUUGAUUUGUUCUGAUUGUCAGAACAGAUUUACGUCUGUAACCUCAUCAUCUGUCUUACUUUUGAACGAUGACAAUAGUAAUAAAAGGGCACACGUUAUCUCAUUGUCAGGUCAGUAUGAACAGAAAAGGCUGAUGUGUCUUAUUGAAUCAGACUUACUGUGUUUUGACUCGAACAGUACAAAGUAAAUCCACUGUGUGACAGAAGAACCAGACAGUUUGGACCCAACAAUGUGGUGACAGGUUGACAAGAGCAUUUUACAUCCCAACACACUACUAUUACAGAUGCAACAUAAAUAAAUCAAUUUGAAAAGGAAAGAGAGAUUUUACAUGUACAUACUCCUGCAUACACCUUUAGACAGAUAAAAGGGGCUGAGGCGAAAACACUGGCUCAAGUGCUUUAUGCACCUGCUGUCAAUAAACUAGCUUAUUAAGACCUUAAUGAAGGAGCUGGUGAACUGUCGAGUCAAAGAGCACACAGUGUACAGGUAGGUCACAGUGCAUGUGGGCACGAGUUAAACCUGUAUUAAAAGAUUUCUCCUGGGUUCAUUUGUUUAAGUGAUUAAAAGUUCCACUAGUGGUAAAACAGUAGCUCCCCGUGAAUGGAAGUUUCUCUGAUUCUUACAAAAGCCAUUGCUAAAGGGUUUUAUGAAUUAACUCAGCGGUUACAUGUGUUAGGAAGUUGUUUAUAAAUUGGUUCUAGUCCAGUGUCUGCACUCUUUUUGUAGAAACAAAGUGGUCAAGCGGUUUAACCACUCAAAAAUUAUUUCUGAUGGUUUAAAACUGAUCUGUAAAAUGUGUAAAACAUAAAAAUGUUUUAAUAAGAAUGAAUAAAAUCGCAUUAUA